This is a messenger RNA of Anastrepha ludens (Mexican fruit fly), 788 nucleotides long. RefSeq lists its product as uncharacterized. Lineage: Eukaryota; Metazoa; Arthropoda; Insecta; Diptera; Tephritidae. The transcript is spliced from 3 exons. Bases 136 to 648 code for a protein of 170 amino acids. The record is from RefSeq and is a predicted model, not a curated record.
UUUAGUGCGUUUUGGGUAACACGCGCGGAUGGCACUCAUCAGACGCUGUUCAUACUGAAAACGAAAAAGACCUUGGGAAGAGUUCGCUUUUUAUAAUAAAAUAAAGUUUAAAGUUUCGUUUAUAUCUUCAAAAAGAUGAAAUAUUUUAGUUGUUUACUAAUUUUAAUGUUUCUUGGCGCUUGUGCUGCCUUUGGUCAAUAUCACAUGCGACACUAUAACAGCCGACAGGUGGAUUCUAGCGAGGAAGAUGACAGGAAUUCAGUGUUGCGUUCAUAUCGCCGUUGCAUGUGGGAGCAAUCGAAAUUCCUACCACGCCGUCUAGUGCUGCUCAGCUUGUGUGCGAAUUUGUUUUGUGAGAAUAAUCAAAUCGUACCACGUUCCAGGUCUAUUUUUGUAGUGGAAAAGAUGUCUAGACCCAACGACUGCCUGGAUAUAUUACCCGAACAAUGCGAGCAAGGCGAUGAGGAGGAGUUGAUGUAUAAACCCUUUCCGGAUUGCUGUCCAGUCUAUUGCAAUCUGAAGCGUCGCAUGCAACGUUUGAAAACAAUGCAUUACAGGCACCGUAAGCUAUUGAAUUUGCAACACCAACAAGCACAGUCAGACUUGAUCUUGGGCAACUACAAUGUGGAUGAUCUAAGUUUUAGAUAAGAAUGGAAAUCAAAAAUGAUGUGCACGCACCAUCGCAUGGUGUAAAAAGUGAGCGCGUGCCAAGUGGCAAUGAGUUUACGUAUUCCUUGCUUUAUUAAAAGUAAAUUUAAAUUAAAGAGAAUAAAAUAAAAAGAAAAAAA